Molecule: messenger RNA, 2197 nt
Organism: Perognathus longimembris pacificus (Pacific pocket mouse)
Lineage: Eukaryota; Metazoa; Chordata; Mammalia; Rodentia; Heteromyidae
Product: UDP-glucuronosyltransferase 2A3-like
Exons: 7
Coding region: 261-1841 (526 amino acids)
Molecular function (GO): UDP-glycosyltransferase activity
Source: RefSeq, a predicted model, not a curated record
AUUAUGUAAUGAUUCCCUUCCUUCAACCAAGCCAGUCAUUCCAUGGGCUACACUCUUCUGCCUUGUAAGGACAAAUCUCAUAUAGCUAUUAUAUUUUGAGAAUGUCCUACCGGUGCUUCCCCUCAUCAGCCAAAUGGACAAAGUUCUCUCAGCCUGUGUUAUUUCAUAACUCUAGAAAUUAAUCAUUGAUUUCUAUCAUUGUUAAAUUUCCCCAUCAAUGCCACACACACUCAAUGUAAGCAGCGCAGUGAGCGAGCAUCAUGGCUCCCAAGGGGACCUUGCCCGUCCUGCUGCUUCUGCUGUGCUGCGUGCACUGGGGGUUCUGUGGGAAGGUCUUGGUGUGGCCCUGCGAGAUGAGCCACUGGCUCAACCUAGAGAUCAUUCUGGAUGAACUCGCUGCAAAAGGACACGAGGUGACAGUUUUGACAAAUACUGAGAGUGUAUUAGUGGACUACAGAAAACCUUCUGCACUGAAUUUCGAGGUGGUCCAAGUGCCACCUGAAAGAAAGAUGUCUCUGGAAGCUUUAUCAGACCUAUUUGUGAACGUCAUUCCAACGUUGUCAUUCUGGCAAGCAUCAAGCAAGUUCCAAGGAUUGUUUUUUCACAACACUGGACAAUUUGUAACUCUCUGUAGGAAUACAGUCUACAACCAGUCACUCGUGAGGAAACUCCAGAAAACCAAGUAUGAUGUAAUGGUGAUCGACCCUGUCAUUCCCUGUGGACAGCUGGUGGCUGAGUUGCUUGAGAUCCCUUUCGUGCUCACACUGAGGAUCUCGAUGGGUGGCAUCAUUGAGAAAUACUGUGGGCAGCUCCCAGCUCCACCUUCCUAUGUACCCGUGUCCCUUGGAGGACUCACAGACAGAAUGACCUUUAUGGAAAGGGUGAAAAAUAUGAUAUUUGCAUUUUUCUUUGAUUUUUGGCUCCCACAAUAUGACUUUCGUUUUUGGGAUCAAUUUUACAGUGAAGUGUUAGGAAGACCCACGACAUUAUGUGAAACUCUGGGCAAAGCUGAAAUCUGGCUAAUCCGGACAUAUUGGGAUUUUGAUUUCCCUCACCCCUACUUACCCAAUUUUGAGUUUGUUGGAGGAUUGCACUGCAAACCAGCCAAACCUUUACCUAAGGAAAUGGAAGAAUUUGUUCAGAGCUCGGGAGAAGAUGGUGUGGUGGUGUUUUCUCUGGGUUCCAUGAUCACAAACCUCACAGAAAAGAAGGCCAAUAUCAUUGCUUCAGCCCUUGCUCAAGUUCCACAGAAGGUGCUAUGGAGAUACAAGGGAAAGACUCCUGCAACAUUAGGAUCCAAUACUCGGAUCUUUGACUGGUUACCCCAGAACGAUCUUUUGGGGCACCCCCACACCAAGGCUUUCAUCACCCAUGGUGGAACGAAUGGCAUCUACGAAGCCAUUUAUCACGGGGUUCCUAUGGUAGGAAUCCCCAUGUUCUUUGACCAACAUGACAACAUGGCUCGCAUGAAGGCCAAAGGAGCAGCUGUGGAGGUGAACAUGAACACCAUGACCAGCGCGGACUUGCUCGGGGCCCUGAGGACGGUCAUUAAUGAUCCUUCUUAUAAGGAAAAUGUAAUGAGAUUAUCAAGAAUUCACCACGAUCAGCCAGUGAAGCCCCUGGACCGAGCUGUCUUCUGGAUUGAGUUUGUCAUGCGCCACAAAGGAGCCAAGCACCUUCGGGUGGCAACCCACGACCUCACCUGGCUCCAGUACCACUCUCUGGAUGUGAUUGCCUUCCUGCUGGCCUGCGUGGCAGUUCCUAUAUUUUUGGUUGUGAAAUGUUGCCUGUUUUCUUGUCGAAAGUGUGAUAAGACAGGAAAGAAGAAAAAAAGAGAGUAGAACAAGAAAAAGAAAGUGGAAAUCUUUCUAAGUUUGGUCAAGUCCUGGAGAGAAAUCCUAUUCAUUGAAGUCACAAGAAUCUUACUGAUUAUUCCCUCUUCAUGUGAAUUGCAAAUAUUCCUUCCUAUACUUAAUUAAGAUAGAAAGUCUAGAAUCAUUAUGAUCAUUAACAUACCCAUGUUUGUCAUUCUUUCUUUGUCAUUUGCCAGUGGCCUUUCCAGUUUCUCCCUCACUUUCCUGACACAGGUGCACUACUAUUUCUAAAUAGGUCCUAUUGAAAAGAAGAUUCAUUUUUCAAAGCAAAGUUACUUGUGUAACAAUGAUAUGCUGAAUUCUUUGGAGUUCAUAGAAUGUAA